CCUCUCUGGCUGCGUAGCAUCUCUCUCUCUCCUCUCUGUGAUUUAUUUGUUCAAUUGAUUUGUUUUUGUUGUAAAACCCCUUUUUGAUUCUUCCACUGCCUCUCUCUUCUUCAUUUGCAUCGGAUUUUCUGUGAUUCUAAGCCUUUUCCUCCCUCCUUUUUCACCUCAUAGUCCAUCUUCAUUCACUCUUUUCUGAAGGGCUUAUGAGCGCCGCCCCAUUGUUUUGGAUAAUCCCAUUUUCCCUCUCUCGAGUUUCGAUUUCUAUGCCUCUUCACCCAUAGGUUUCGCGAUUGGACUCGAUUUCUGGCUUAUCAGAGAUUGUCAUCGUUAAUGGAGAACUUCAUGAUGGCUGAUGACGGUUUGGGAGAUAGUUCGGAUAUGGAAGUUGAUGAUAUAAGGUGUGAUAAUAUGGUGGAGAAAGAUGUUAGUGAUGAAGAAAUCGAAGCAGAGGAUCUGGAGAAGCGUAUGUGGAAGGACCGGAUCAAGCUUAAAAGGAUUAAGGAAAGGCAGAAGCUUGCUGCACAACAGGCUGCUGAGAAGCAGAAACCGAAGCAGACAUCGGAUCAGGCUCGGAGGAAGAAGAUGUCUAGAGCUCAAGAUGGGAUUCUCAAGUAUAUGCUGAAACUGAUGGAAGUAUGCAAAGCUCGGGGAUUUGUAUAUGGCAUUAUACCUGAAAAGGGUAAACCAGUUAGCGGGGCUUCUGAUAACAUUCGAGCUUGGUGGAAAGAAAAGGUUAAAUUCGAUAAGAAUGGACCGGCUGCCAUAGCCAAGUAUGAUGCAGAAUGUCUUGCCAAGGGAGAGGCAGAUGGAAAUGGAAGCGGAAACUCCCAGAGUGUUCUUCAAGACCUGCAGGAUGCGACUCUCGGAUCUCUUUUGUCAUCUUUGAUGCAACAUUGUGAUCCCCCUCAACGGAAGUAUCCUUUAGAAAAAGGGGUUCCUCCACCAUGGUGGCCCUCUGGAAACGAAGAUUGGUGGGUAAAACUUGGGCUAUCCCAUGGCCAUAGUCCUCCUUAUAAGAAGCCGCAUGAUUUGAAGAAGAUGUGGAAAGUUGGGGUUUUAACAGCCGUGAUUAAACAUAUGUCGCCUAAUAUAACAAAGAUAAGGAGGCAUGUACGCCAGUCGAAGUGCUUACAAGAUAAGAUGACAGCAAAGGAGAGUGCAAUUUGGUUGGGAGUUUUAAGCCGAGAGGAAUCUCUAAUUCGACAACCGAGCAGUGAUAAUGGGGCAUCUGGAAUAACAGAGACGCCAGUAGGUGGCCGUGGUGAAAAGAAAGCUGCAGUAAGCAGUGACAGUGACUAUGAUGUUGAUCUUGCCGAUGAUGGUGUCGGGUCAGUUUCUUCUAAAGUGGACAGGAGAAAUCAAUCGGUGGAUGCCGAGCCAUCCAGUAAUCUACGCAGUAAUGCUCGUCAACCUGUUCAAGUAAAGGAGCAAGGUGAAAAACAUAGGGGAAAAAGACAUCGUGGUGGCAGGUUAAAACAUGCCGAUCAAGCACUUGCUUCAUCUCGGAAUGAACAACCGUGCGUGGAACCAAGAAAUACUCAUCUAGAUAUAAACCAUUCUGAUGUACCAUUAGAUAGAUUUGAAAUUCCAGUAAACCAACAGCAAAAUGACACUGUCACAGCUUUGAGCCCACUGGAGAAGGAUUUGGAUGUCCAAUCAGAAGUGCCAGCUCCUCAGUUCGACGUGUUCUCCGCCACGCCCUCCGAUAACGUCAACUUAAUGUCCACUCAGAGCAUGUAUGUUGGUGGAAGGCCUUUGUUAUACCCUGUUAUACAAAAUGCUGAGAUGCAACAUGAAAGUGCCUACAAUAUUUAUAACCCAUCCGUGGAAUAUAGAUCCAAUUAUGAUGUUCAGCAUCCUCAAUUUGUUAGCGAGCCUCAGUUGAGAUUGGAGGAAGGAGUACCAGUGUCAAUACAGAAUAGAAAUGAUGAGACCACAGGAGCAGAUUUCAACUACGUAAAAGAAACGUUCAACACCGAGCAAGAUAGGCCCGUCGAUGCACAGUUUGGAUCACCAAUCAACAGUCUAUCGCUAGAUUAUGGAGCAUUUAACAGUCCAUUCCAUCUUGGAAUCGAUGGUGCAAGCUCAUUCGAUGACUUUUUGGUUGAUGAAGAUUUGAUCCAAUACUUCGGAGCAUAGUUUUGCUAAUAAAUCUGUAAAUUCUGAGCCUUAGGAAUGCCUCCUUGUAAUGUGCCAUUUCUUCACGUGGUAACUUGUUUAUGUCCAAAGGAAUUCUGUUAAAAGUUAUGCUUCAAUACUAAUACAAUUCUAUGUCCAGGGAUUGACUGCAAGAAAUGCAGCUCACCGACAUCCAUGGUCGACAGGGUUCUUUUCCCUGAAUAGCUGGGAAUCGUCCUCUUCGAUCUUGUCUAAUUUUAUCAAGACUGUAGGUAAUAGGAGUUGGAGUCUUUUUGCAACAAAAUGAUCACUUUCUAUGCGAUGGAUCCCUUUGCUUUCCUCUACUGAGAAUAAUGCUCAUUUUUUCCAGUAAAUUAGUUGAUUUGCAGACUGCGGUUGUGAAA
Momordica charantia (bitter melon) is the source of this 2522-nucleotide messenger RNA. RefSeq names its product ETHYLENE-INSENSITIVE3-like 3 (gene EIL3). The record is from RefSeq and is a predicted model, not a curated record. Gene Ontology annotation, cellular component: nucleus. Gene Ontology annotation, molecular function: DNA binding; DNA-binding transcription factor activity. NCBI's taxonomy places the organism in Eukaryota, Viridiplantae, Streptophyta, Magnoliopsida, Cucurbitales, Cucurbitaceae.